Messenger RNA from Dermacentor albipictus, 8601 nucleotides. Its product is annotated as zinc finger protein 575-like. Gene Ontology annotation, biological process: regulation of transcription by RNA polymerase II. The record is from RefSeq and is a predicted model, not a curated record. Gene Ontology annotation, molecular function: RNA polymerase II cis-regulatory region sequence-specific DNA binding; DNA-binding transcription factor activity. NCBI's taxonomy places the organism in Eukaryota, Metazoa, Arthropoda, Arachnida, Ixodida, Ixodidae.
GGGGGGGGGCACGUAUCAGACUACGCUUUUAAAGGUAACUUUAGUGUGCCGUAGCGUCGAAAUGUAGCAACUACAAUUUAACUUUUCUGUGUGCCUUCGUUUCUAGAUUUCGUUUUAUUUAUUUGUUUGUUUUUUUAUUCUACAGUCAUCGACAAAACAAAAUGCUUGCAUUAAUCGUUUACUUUCUCUUUCUUUUCUGCUCUGUUUCAUUAUUUCUUUCUGUUUACUUUCCUCUACGUGGCAUUGCAAAAAACUGUUAAGGUCUCGCUACUCUUUCAGCACUCAUGUGCCCUGAAGGUAUUAGUUCAUUCUCAUCAGCUGCUAUUGUAUGGACAAGUUCUCAAGACAUUGUUAGGCCUUUUGGAGGUUUCAUCAAAUGCAGUGGGACAGUGUCGGUAUGAAAAAGUGCAGUAACACGUUUAGGUAGACUAUGGCCUGUGUGAGCAUUUGUGGAGCGUACCAAUUAAGCAGUAAUCUGUGCAUGUUUGGCCAAAAAGCUAUUCAAACCCAGGCUUCAGCGUACCUUUGGCUGGUCUUGGCAAAUUGCAUGUCAACUCAUACUACAUGGCUUUGGCUGCAUGUUGUUUUCAACAUGCAGCUUAUGCAAGCUAGUGUUGCAUGAAUCAGUCACAUGUGAGCAAACAGUGUGGGUAGCUGCAAGAAGCAUGCUCAGGAGCAUGAGGUUGUGUUUUUAUGUUCCCACCUAGGUUUAUAAUGUUGUACAUACAUUCUAGCAGCACUUCUAGUAUGGCAUGAGCUAAUAUUUCUUUCUGUAUUUAUGGAAAAAUUAAUGUUAUGCAUGUGUCAUUUAUGCCUUCACAAGCCUGGGGUGGGGUGGGGGGAGUAUUUGAUUAGCGUCCAGCUAUUGGACAUGUCCAUUUCAUCUGCUGAUGAAGUGCUGAUUGGCUGGGGGUGCCUGUCUCCUUACGCAUACCCCAGCCAAUUCUCCCUAGUUUAUAUCACUGGAUGUGCGACUAGUUUAUCAGUUUUAUCAGGAGUUAUCAAGUUUUUUGUUGCAUGCAAUAAACUGAUAGCUGUACGUGAGCCCCAAUAAAGCAAUUUUUCUCUUGUUGGGAAGGUGCUCAAGAAAUCUAGCUACCUUUUGCAACUGCCAUAGUCACUUCAAUUAACUGCGUGAAGCUUGUCGAAACAUUCCUUGAACACUUGUAACAGUAAUAAAGGACCAAGAACAGCGAUAAAGAGUUCUAGUACAAGCGUAUUUCUUUUGGCCUAAUGUUGCAUUACUUCCAAGUUCACUCCUAUGCUUGAACUGUAAGUACUCCUGUUCGAUGGACCGCUUGGUUGCUAGAUUCCUGAUUCAUGCUCUUAGCACAAUAUAAAUUGGUGUGCUCUUUGUGUCUUCUUCAUAUUGUGCUGGUAGUAUGAAUCAAGAUUUUGUUUGAUGUUGUACAGUACUAUCAUUGUAGCAAGAGUGAUCCCUAAGGAGCACUAAUGAACAUCUCAAACAGUAUAGGACUUGGAAAUCAUUAUAACAGCAGUGAGCAUACGCCUAUCUUUUUUUUAGAAAGCCAGCUAUAGUACUGUGAACUAGAAGCACACACUUCCUAUACCAUAAAGGUAAACUGUUUAAACGAGCUUAAACUGUGAAGAGCCCAUGAAGCACAAUUUCAAUUACACUGUCAACAGCAGAUAUUUCCUCAUCUGUCUUAAAGCUACAGAGGGUAAAUGCAGUGACAAGUUGCAAAAAUAAUUUGUUGCAAACGCAAGUUGAGGAAUAGAUAUCGCAUUUAAUGGUGGCAUUGAGGUUAUGCUUUGUUGACUUUGUAGUUUUGUACUAGGGAGCCUGAAUGUUUAUACGAGAAAGAUGUUAGUGUCUGAAUGUAAUGAGCUUGCGCUGUGAGGUAUGAAUGAAAGAUGGGCACUGUGCAUGCUGUAUGGUGCGUCAACAUUUUCCUGCUGGUGCGACACCGGCGGGGUUCAUUUUUAGAUGUAAAGUUUCCAGGUUGCGGCAUGCUUAUAGAUUUUAAUAGUGUCACAUCACAUAUUCAAAUAAUUAUGUAUAAGGAGUGGCAUAAUUAAAUUUCCUACUGAUAGCUGACGUUGGAGACCUAAGGCCCCAUCGGCGAAAGCUCUUCAGGACUAUAAAUAAAGUUGUUACCAAACUGAUAGCUGACGUAGAACAUUCCAGCUUCAACUUUGGCCUAGUUAUAGGUAGGUUUUUGUUGUAGGUCUUAGCAAUUAUAAGAAUAAAUAUAUACAGAAAGUUGAAGGAAAGAAGCCACUUCAGAACGAGUUUGAACCUGGUACCUUAAAAUUGUCUGCUAAACUGUUUCACUAAAUAAUCAACAAAGUGGAAGCGCAAAGAGUGACUCGUGGCUCGUGAGGCAGUUAUAAAGCAUGGUAUAGUGUGUGUGAUGCUUAUAUGCUCGGUUCAAGGCGAAAGGGGAUCAAAGUAGGUGCGAAGGAAUGAAAUGCAGGAUAGGUGAGAUGCUGAAACUAAAGCUAUACUUCCUUUGAGCAGGUGAUCUGUAAACUGCUGCUAUUCUUUUUCUUUUGUAAUUUACACAGGUGCAAAUGCUCGCCUCUGUAGCUCAGUGGUUAUGGCAUUCCACUGCCAGGCACACGAUCACUGGUUCAAUUUGUGGUUGUAGCCACAUUCUAAUGGAUGCAGAAUGAAUGAACAUUUGUGUACAAGGCUUUGUGGGGGCAUGACUGAGAAUGCAUUUGAUAAAAAUAUCGAACCUAUUGCAUUGAGACAUGACAAAGGAAUUCAGAGCAUUGUUGUAUUUUGAUGCGGGAGACUACAGAGUCAACAUCCAUAUUAGACAGAGUUGAUAUCAUAUAUCAGAUAGAGUUGAUAUCGGAAAAGCCAUGUUUUUUUGUUUGUGUGUUCAUGUGUUGCUGGUUUUGUACCGCAAUGUUUAGCUGUCUUUCAAACAAAAGUUAAGCUCUACGUUCUAACAAAUUGUGCACAACUGAUUUUACAGCACUGUAGAUGUUGCACUAAACACUUUUGGUGCCAACAUUACCAUUACUUGCAUUGUUCACUGUGUCUCUCUGUAUUGCUUUCUGUGCCUUAUGUUAGCUACCUUCUUUUUUUGUGAACUUUGGAUACAAAUCCUGGUAUCGCAGCCAUAAGGAGUUAAAUAGUCAUGCAAAUUACAGUGUUCUGAAUAAAGAACAACAUUUCGAUUUCAUUCACGAGUUCUAAUGGUCAUCCACACGUUUGGCAGUCUGAAAUAAGGUGUUUCUUCGCAGCCCAUCUGAUAAAACAUCGGUGGAAAAUUAAAACGAACACUCAUCUGAAAGAAACAAUGGCUUUUUAAUCGUGACAGUUUUUUCUAUAGAGCGCUGCUCUUAGACAAGAAUUCCUGUGGCAAGCACCGCUGUAACCGAGCAAACGAGCACAACGAAGGAUGAAAAAGCAAGUGCAGAGUGCAGCGGGGCAUGAAAGGUGUGAGGAGCAGCGUAUAGGGAAAACGUGAUAAAAAAAGCUUAGUGCGGCGAUUAUGGGCUACGAGAUGGUGCCAGAGUAGCAUGCCUGCGAGGUCUGUCUGCAGAAGCGGCCGUGAAUUGCACCCACGGGUCACCCAUGUGCUGCCUCUCGCGAUCUCCAGAUUAUCGAGGCAGUCUUGCCACACUUUGUGCCAUUUGCAGCUUGCCGCACAAGACAGAUUGUCCGUGAUAACUAAUAUAUCGCACAAUGAAAACAUGUAUAGAGCUGCAGUGAAAUUUCACAUUAGGGAGUAUUGUAAUUGUGGGAAAAUUUUUUUUUCGGCCCCUUGUGAUAUUUGCACGUAGCCUUGAGAUCCACAGUAGUGGACAGAGCACCUGAUGAGGUAUGGGAAGGGAGUUGAAUUCACGAAGCGAUUUCAAGCUAAACGUUCUCAAUUUGAGGCAUUUGACUGGAAUCAAAUAAGUAGGUAUGUAGGUGUAUGUGUAUACGCCUAUUUGUAAGUAGGCAGAUGUGGAAAGACAAUGUUGUGUAUUGGAUGUAAUUUUGUUUAAUUGUACUGUAAAGGUUAUUAUGUGUUUUGUUCGUUGUUUCUUAUUAAAUGGCAGUAAUGUUCAUCUGUUGUGACAUUUCUGUUGUAGCAUAAUGCUAUUCAGUGGUUUUUGCUGAACCACUGAGGUUUAUAAGCAUUUGACUCGGUCAGUCCUUGAGAGGAAGACCCAGCUUAGCCUUCGCUAUCCACAGAAGGGUGCUUGAAUCUGCCGUAGUACCAGAAGAGUACCAGCUGUUCUUGUGUGGAGGGCACCUCAUUACCUUAAUCAAAGAUUGGAUGCGCAAAAGUGAUUAUUGUUUAGCCAAAAGAAUCUGUAGCAUCUUGUUGAACUCAUACGAGCAUAGCUGUGCUCCCAACUUUGAGGGCAGUAAUUUCUUAUUCAGACCCAUGAUAGUGUGGCUUGCAAUGCAGGCAGGCCAGAUCAUUAUAGUUAUGGCUGAAUAUGUGUAAAUCAGUCUUAGGCUGUCUUCCAGGACUAAGAAUUGUCAGACUUUAACCAGUAUUUUGUGAGAGAGCAAACGUACACGCAUGAUUAAUGCGUUGGCACUGCUUUCACUGCAGUGUGCACAGAUAAUGUUAUGACUUUUCAUUUUAUUUUGCCCCGUGCGACGUUUGGUUCGACAGUUGGGUUUUCUUUAUGACGUUUUGGUUUCUGUUGUGCCCAUGUCCUUUGCACAUGCUGUCAGUAUUAUUAAUCAACUGUGUUGUUUGUCUCUCCUCUUUCGUAGUCUCUCGACAGCUUGAGUCGGCAGAAUCAUACGGCUUGGAUACUACGGGUCCCUUUAAUGAGCAUGAAGGUGCACUGCCUGCUGGCCACAUGCUUCUCCAGUUUCCUGCGCCUGUCCAGCUGUUCUUCGCCGAGCAGUUCGAAGCUGGAAACAGUCAGAAGUCUGGAUGCAGCGCAAGUCUUAUUGCUCCUGGGCCCACUGUGAGUGGAACAGACGCACCUGUUCCCUUGAAAAGUCAUAAGCCAAGACCUCGCGGAAGACCCAGCACUGGCAAGAAAAGACACGGGUGCCACCUGUGCACAAAGAGCUUCAUCACAGCACGAGACCUGCGCACACACCUGCUGAAACACCAGGGCCACAAGCCGUUUCACUGCCACCUGUGCCCGGCCACCUUUCUGGCACGUGGCUACCUGGCCGACCACCUGCAGAGUCACUCGACCACCAAGCGCUGCAAGUGCGACCUCUGCCCAAGGUCGUUCAUGCGCCCCGUACAGCUCAACCGGCACAAGGAACGCCACCACUCUAACGCGACGUGAACGCUCGAGGGUUGUGCAGUGGAAUGUAAUGAAGUAGCCAUGUUGUUUUACUGCACAAAGCAGUCAUUGAGGAAAUUGAGUUUAAGUUGUGGCAAUGUCAUAUUAUUAUGCAACGCUUGAAGUGCACACACAUAAAUUGUUCCAUGGCCAGGAUCAGAGGGUGUUGGAUGUUAAAUUUAGCAUGGUGAUAGUUCAUAUAACGAAGUUGACAUCUGCAAAAUUUCAGAGUUAUUGGAUGGUUAACAUAGCUGUAAUUAACAGCUAAGAAUUAAGUUGGAGGGAAGUGCAACAGCUCAUAGCAAUGGGCAGCAGGCACAUUUCCCCGUCAUUUGAGUGAAAUCGUUUUGUAAAUACAAAUGUACCUAGUUAACUCCUUGUGACAUAAGCAACUUUUACUGCAGUAACAGCAGCAACAAUGCAUAAGCAGAGCUGUUUAGGUCCAAGGCCUAAUUUUUUCCAUAUCCACCACCAUUUCUCAGUGGCUCUUGUGUUACGCUGGUGGUCCUGCAGCCACAGAUUCGACUCCCAGCCAAAGUGGCCAUGUGUCAGGCAGAGCUAAAUGCAAAAGUGCUUGGUAACAUGCAUUAGAUAUGUGUUGACAGGCCCAGCUGUUCAGAAUAAUUAUGCAAUUCCCUUCACUACACAGUACAGUCAAACUUCUAUAUAAAGAACCUUGAUUUAGCGAAAUUCAGGAUGUAACUGUUCUCAUUUACCAGUCUUAGUUUCAUUGAAAACCAUGUAUUUUUCCGCUAUUUAAUGAAGUAAUUUUGUGACAACGAUUUUGUUUAAUGAAGUUUUCGGCCAUUUAAAGCAUGUACUUGUACGGCUGGUAAAUGUAGCAAGAAACUAUAAAAAUGUCAGUCAAGGCAAAAGGUAUUUGCAAGCAUCCUGCUGAAUGAAAAUUCAAGUGGCAGAAACACCAUUGAAGUGCGAGCACUCAGGCGAGGUAUGCAGGAAACACCGCUGCACCAUUUGUCACGUUGCUAAACAACUUGCGGAAACCACAGGACACAACGCGGCUCGAAGAAACAUGAAAGCUGACGAUUUAUUUGGUGCAAGAGGGGGGGGGGGGGGAGGAGAGAAGGAGUGAACGUGCAGUAACCUAAUCAAGCAUGUACAAAAGCGGAAGGCAGGAGAGGCACAUUCACAUCUAUCUGCCCUCUUCCUCUAGUGUGCCCACCUCCUCUCAUACCCUGGCCGUGAGAGCAUGGCUGUCCACUAAUGGGCCAUGCACCAUAUCUUAGACGUAACCUGCGGCAAGUGGAAAGGGAUUUGUUUAGAAAUGUUCACUGACAGGAUUCUAUCUACCAGCAAUGUCCUGAGAAUUGGUGAAAUUAUUUUUACUCCUGAAAUUUUAAAACCUGGAAUUAACAAAAUUCUCGACUUAGCGAAGUCUUUUGCCACAAGUACAACUUUGUUAUAUCAAGGUUUGACAGUAUUUCAUAGCCUGUAUGUUUCUUUUCGGCAAAUGAGCACCAUCUGUUCACGAAAAUUUUUUCCGGAAUUGUUUGAGUGAGCUAGCUGCCCUGGUGAACACGACAGCCACCCAGAACUCGCAACCGCUUCCUACGUCUCUGUGUCCAGAAAAGAGUGCUCGCGGUACCUGGCAGCAGCUGUCAGUGCGCCUCCUAUAAUAUUCUUCAUGUAACGUUCUGGGCAACUUGCUACUGUUGCAUCAAUGCUGCACAUUUUCUGGGGCAAUUCGUACAGAAUUUGGUUGACGCUAUUGUUCUCUCCUCAGCACAAGUUCUCAGCAAAGCAGCCAACAAUGGUUCUCAGCUCAAUUCAAAAGUGGUUUCUUGAAAACAGGGACGGCAUUUUUGGGCUAUCACUUUCAGAGGUAGUUUCACUUUCGUGAGAUUUCGUGAGAAUUCGCACUGGAUGUGUUGAAAUAUACAGCCAACAGUGCUCAUGGCACUAUGCAAAGAUAGCAAUAUUGGCACAACACUAGAAACAGCCAUCAGCCCUAUACGCUGAUGUGUCCAGGGCUGGGUGUCCUAAACUUUCGAAAAAAUGAAACUAUCUCUGAAAGUGAUCAUUCGAGAAUACAACCGCAGGUGGCACUCAGCUUUCGCUUUUGACAAUGAGCGAAAAAGCAGGCUUGUGGACAAAGGCUUUGAGAGCUGGGGAGUUUAGCAGGGCAGCCAACUUGCAACACUGUUGUAUUGACGCCAGCUAUGGAUCCUGCCGUUCCAUUAUGUGACAGGUUCACUGCCCGUCUUGUAAAAAAUUUGGCCGCAUGAUUACAACGCAAAGGCAAUUGCCAUGCCCAGCAGCAGUGUUCUUGCUGGUUCAGCAUUCAAUUGAAAAAUGUCCAGUUGCUUAAUAGUGAUGCAUUCUACGAGACUCCGCGUGAUUCGUAUGACAAGCUCAGAGUUGAAAGGGGACUAGUUUCUCAAAGCAUGUGCCUCCUUUAGGACAGCCAUCUUGUUGCUUUGUAUUGGCAGAUUUUAUGUCAAUCAAGAAAGUCUUUCCUGUUGUAGUAUUGUAAGAAACCAAGAAAAUAAGUGUCAACAGUGUAUCUUCAGUGUAAAAAAUUGUGUACAGUAAAACCUCGUUAAUUCGAUCCUCGUUAAUUUAGAAAAUCGGUUCAUUUGGAGCUGUCCUUUGGUCCCGGCAGGCAUACGCAUUAUUUAUUGCAAUCAAACUCGCAUUAAUGCAGGCAUAUUUGGCCAUAUGUCGGUUCAUUCUGGCAAAUCUUGGAGCUUGACGAGCAAAGGGUGCUGCAAAUGUGUGGCAAACAGUAGUUUUGUUUUGACUCAGUGCAACUGCUCCACACUUGUCAUAAACAUGGCGGAAGCGGUCGAGGAUGAAGAACGCCGGCUGUAUCGCAAUGGAUGGACAAUCUACUGGUGACCAGCUGCGUGAUUGAUUCAGAACGCCAAUCAAUCACAAGAUGACGAGAAUUGCAGCUUUUGCAUUGUUUGUGUGCAAGAUAGAAACAAAAUUCGCUGAUUCAUUCAGUAAAUAAAAACGUGCUCACUUAGUUAGCUCUUGUGUAUUGUUAUCUUGAUAUCCUCAAUAGUUUGACCCUCGGUUAAGUCGCAAUUUUUCUUUUUUUUUUUUUGGUCCCCUGAAAUUCGGAUUAACAAGGUUCUACUUUAUAAUGUUAAAGAUUGGCAUGAAGGUGAGGGAUAAAGACAAGAAAAGAUUGGCUCAAUUUAUUUAUUUCGUUUACUGACACGUGUGUUCAUUCUCACAUAUUUUUUCUUUUCUUUUUUUCUCGUAUCCUAGUCACUCGAAUAUAUUUUGUUUUGCAUUGAAUUUAUAUCUGCACACCAAACUGACUUGUCUGCUAUCCUAGACUGCAGUGUUAUUCACUUGGACACAAGCGCAAUAGCAUGCUAGUAAAGCACUUCUACAUCUGUC